CGCCUGCAGCUUCGGGUCCCCAGCGGCCUUUCCCUUAACACACACGUUACAUUGCAUAUCUAGGAAGGCACUGUCGUGUUAACCCACAUCGUUCCCACGUCCAUAUCUUCUGCCAGGUACCUUUGGCUUUUUUUAACUCCUUUUCUCUCUAGCUUUUCUCAGGCCCAAGCAACGGUAAAACAAUGACACCAACGUGGCUCAAUCAAGCUUCUACCAAAAGGGGCGAAACUCUGAACAAAAUACCCGCAUCGUGGCACCUCCCAGAAGGAUCCACAUCGCACAUCACAGAAGACUCGACCGACAGCGUUCUCUAUAUCCCAGCUGCGUCCGGUAUCCUGACUGAACGUGAGCUUCAAAUCACCGAGCGCCAUGAUGCUACGAAUCUAGUCACUAUGAUGCGUAGCAGGGUAUAUACAUGCGAAGAGGUCGUCACGGCGUUCUGCAAGCGGGCUGCUAUUGCGCACCAGGUGGUCAAUUGCUUGACGGAAAUCAUGUUUGAAGAGGCCAUCGAAAAGGCGAAGGUCUGUGACGAAAUGGUUGAGUCGGGCGCGGAGUUGGGCCCCUUGCAUGGGCUACCGAUCAGCUUGAAGGACUCCUUCAACGUCAAAGGCGUCCAAACCACCAUCGGCUACAUCUCCUUCCUCUCCCACCCCCCCGCAGCCUCGAACUCCCACCUCGUCGACAUCCUAAUCGCAAACGGCGCAAUCCCCUUCUGCAAAACGAACCUCCCGCAAACCAUGAUGUCAGCCGACACGCACAACAACGUCUUCGGCCGCACCCUGAACCCAAACAACCCCUCCCUCACGGCCGGCGGCUCCAGCGGCGGCGAAGGCGCCCUCCUGAAGAUGCGAGGCAGCGUCCUAGGAGUAGCGACCGAUAUUGCGGGCAGCAAUCGCAUCCCCGCGCUGUGCAACGGAGUCAAAAGCUUCAAGCCCACGGCAUCCAGGAUCCCGUUUGGAAACAAGGUACCACCAGGUCGCCUCGGCAGUCCCAGCAGCAUUCUUCCCGUCAUCGGACCCAUGGGACACUCGGUGCGCGAUUUGGAGCUCUUCAUGCGUUCCGUGAUUGACACCAGGCCGUGGAUUUGGGACGAAAACGUGCUCGACGUCCCGUGGAGGAGAGUGCAUGCGCUAGGCUCACACGCCAAGUUGCGAUUUGGAGUCAUGGGGUCGGAUCCACAGAGGCCUUUGCAUCCACCAGUCGCGAGGACUAUGUAUACAGCCCUCGAGGUGCUCAAAGCCGCUGACCACGAAAUCAUCGAGAUAACGGGGUACCCGAGUCUGUGGUCGACGGCCGUGCUGGCGUGGAAGUACUUCCUCCUGGAUCCCGAGAGGACGCCAGCGAAGCAUGUCCACGCCGGAGCGGAGCCAUGGGUGCCAUCGAUUGCGGUGACGAAGUUCCCAGAGUUGGAAGGUUGGGAGCCGUCGAUUGAGGGGUUGUUUCAAAUGAACGUGGCGCGGGCGAAAGUGCUGAAAUUUUAUCAUGAUGUCUUCGUGAAGGAAGCGCUGGACGCGAUUGUUAUGCCGGGUUACCAAGCUACUGCGGUGCCGCAUGAUACCUAUGGCGUCCCUAUCUACACAGUGUUGCAGAACUUGCUCAAUGUAGGUCAUCAGGUGCCCCGCUCUAAGAGUUGCCUAGUAGGAGAGAAGAGGUUAACCGAAAGGCAGUACCCAUCUGGCAUAUUGCCAUUUCUGAGAGCGGAACAGAGGCUGGAUGAGGCGUACGUCCAGACAACGCUUACCUAUGAGCCGCCAUAUGAUGCUCAAAGGAUUGAAGGGGCUCCCUGCGCGAUCCAGGUCAUGGGAAGGCCUAUGAGGGAUGAGGAGUUGAUUGAGGUGAUGAAGGUGGUUGAGCGUUUGUUAGAGGAGUAUGAAAAGGAGCACGAUUGAAACGGCGCUUAGCUUGGACUGAAAGGCUGGUAUUGUCGGCCGUGGUUUCA
Messenger RNA from Westerdykella ornata, 1939 nucleotides. Its product is annotated as amidase. The coding region runs from base 183 to 1889 and encodes 568 amino acids. The record is from RefSeq and is a predicted model, not a curated record. The transcript is spliced from 4 exons. NCBI's taxonomy places the organism in Eukaryota, Fungi, Ascomycota, Dothideomycetes, Pleosporales, Sporormiaceae.